AGCUCUAGAAGUCAAAUUGCUGAAUCCUCAUGGAGCCUCCCACGGGCGUCAUUCUGGACGAAGACUUUGGUACAGGCGUUGAAGAGUCUUUGGCACGCUUCGAUGAGGAUGGCUUUUGCAUCUUCCAGUCCUUUCUGAGGCCAUUGCAUCUCCAAGAGCUGCAAACCAGCUUUGAUGAGCGACUGCGUGAGCUUUUAGCUGAUGAUGUCGAGGUGGACUUGGGUGUGAACUGGGCCUGUGAAACUGCUGAGCCCUUCCUGAGAGUACUUCAAGAUGAGAGGCUCUUGGAUUUCCUGGUGGAGCUUUGUGGUUUGCCACUGGUGGCUAUGCGCCUGGAGCUCUUCGAGAAGAGGCCUGGCUCCUCGAACUUGAUCCCAUGGCACCAGGACACCUACACCACUCACGUGGGCUUCCAAUGGUCCUCCGAGACCGCGGACCAGGCGGCCAAGCCGCACCCACUCACGCUUUGGGUGGCGCUGGAUUUGGCCUCAGCAGAAUCUGGCGGUAUGGAGAUGGUGCCCGGCCGGCACCGGGAGCUUUUGGGCGCCGCAGUGCCCAAGGCGGCCAUCCUGGAUGCAGCCGCCCAUGGCCACUGCGUGGAGUACAAGCUCUUUCCAGGACAGGCUGGUGUCCAUCAUCCUUUGACGCCUCAUCGAUCUACAGCCAACCAAAGCUCUCAUAGUAGGCGAGCCUUCCUCGUCCGGCUGGUUCCUUGGUCUGAGACGAUCCAGAGUCGCUGUGCAGAUGGACCUUCCGAGGUUUCUUGGAUCUCCCAGCCCACGGGCAAGUACGAAUGGAGGCCCGGCAAUGCUGCGGCCACCUCACCCGAGCGAGCCUUGAAUCGACUCCUGGUCUGCUUUCCACGGCAGUGACGGGAGCAAAGAGAUGAAAAAAGGAGUGGAAAGCAGAAAAAAUGCAUUCUUGUUACUCUUAGAUUGUUAUGGCUGAUGGAUUGAACAGCUG
Messenger RNA from Durusdinium trenchii, 963 nucleotides. Lineage: Eukaryota; Dinophyceae; Suessiales; Symbiodiniaceae. The record is from the annotation of a GenBank genome assembly.